Molecule: messenger RNA, 4705 nt
Organism: Choloepus didactylus (southern two-toed sloth)
Lineage: Eukaryota; Metazoa; Chordata; Mammalia; Pilosa; Megalonychidae
Gene: AP2A2
Product: adaptor related protein complex 2 subunit alpha 2
Exons: 23
Coding region: 124-3036 (970 amino acids)
Biological process (GO): clathrin-dependent endocytosis; intracellular protein transport
Cellular component (GO): membrane coat; AP-2 adaptor complex
Molecular function (GO): clathrin-cargo adaptor activity
Source: RefSeq, a predicted model, not a curated record
GGCGGCGGCGGCCCAGAAAGCGGCGCUCGGGGGCGGCGGCGGCUCCUGCUGAGGCGGCUCCUGCUGAGGCGGCGCCGUGGGGGCGGCCGUGACGGACCCGCGCUCCUCCUCCCGGGCCCGAAGAUGCCGGCCGUGUCGAAGGGGGACGGGAUGCGGGGCCUGGCCGUGUUCAUCUCGGACAUCCGCAACUGCAAAAGUAAAGAAGCAGAAAUAAAGAGGAUAAACAAAGAGUUGGCAAAUAUUAGAUCAAAAUUUAAAGGUGACAAGGCCCUCGAUGGUUAUAGUAAAAAGAAAUAUGUCUGCAAGCUGCUUUUCAUCUUCCUCCUUGGCCACGACAUUGACUUUGGGCACAUGGAAGCUGUGAACCUGCUGAGCUCCAACCGGUACACGGAGAAGCAAAUCGGCUACCUGUUCAUCUCCGUGCUGGUGAACUCCAACAGCGAGCUGAUCCGCUUGAUCAACAACGCCAUCAAGAACGACCUGGCCAGCCGCAACCCCACCUUCAUGGGGCUGGCGCUGCACUGCAUCGCCAAUGUGGGCAGCCGCGAGAUGGCCGAGGCCUUCGCCGCCGAGAUCCCCAAGAUCCUUGUUGCUGGGGACACCAUGGACAGCGUGAAGCAGAGCGCUGCCCUGUGCCUGCUGCGCCUGUACAGGACGUCCCCCGAUCUCGUCCCGAUGGCCGACUGGACAUCCCGCGUGGUACAUCUCCUCAACGACCAGCAUUUGGGUGUGGCCACCGCCGCCGCCAGCCUCAUCACCACUUUGGCACAGAAGAGUCCGGAAGAGUUCAAGACCUCCGUCUCUUUGGCUGUCUCCAGACUGAGCAGGAUUGUGACGUCGGCGUCCACAGACCUUCAGGACUACACUUACUACUUCGUCCCCGCUCCCUGGCUGUCAGUCAAACUCCUGAGGCUGCUGCAGUGCUACCCGCCCCCAGAAGACCCUGCAGUGCGAGGCCGCCUGACUGAGUGCCUGGAGAUGGUUCUGAACAAAGCCCAGGAACCGCCCAAAUCAAAGAAGGUCCAGCACUCAAACGCAAAGAACUCCGUGCUCUUCGAGGCCAUUAGUUUGAUCAUUCACCACGACAGCGAGCCCAACCUGCUGGUGCGCGCCUGCAACCAGCUGGGCCAGUUCCUGCAGCACCGCGAGACCAACCUGCGCUACCUGGCGCUGGAGAGCAUGUGCGCUCUGGCCAGCUCCGAGUUCUCCCACGAGGCCGUCAAGACGCACAUCGAGACUGUCAUCAACGCCCUCAAGACGGAGCGGGACGUGAGUGUGCGGCAGCGGGCAGUGGACCUGCUCUACGCCAUGUGCGACAGGAGCAACGCGCAGCAGAUCGUGGCGGAGAUGCUGAGCUACCUGGAGACGGCCGACUACGCCAUCCGCGAGGAGAUCGUGCUGAAGGUGGCCGUCCUGGCCGAGAAGUACGCCGUGGACUACACCUGGUACGUGGACACCAUCCUCAACCUGAUCCGCGUCGCCGGCGACUACGUCAGUGAGGAGGUGUGGUACCGGGUCAUCCAGAUCGUCACCAACAGGGACGAUGUGCAGGGCUACGCCGCCAAGACGGUGUUCGAGUGUCCUGUGAUCCGACAGGCUCUCCAGGCCCCAGCCUGCCAUGAAAAUCUGGUCAAAGUGGGCGGCUACAUCUUGGGAGAGUUCGGAAACUUGAUAGCCGGGGACCCACGAUCCAGCCCUCUGGUCCAGUUUGACCUGCUGCACUCCAAGUUCCACCUGUGCAGCGCAUCCACCCGCGCGCUGCUCCUGUCCACCUACAUCAAGUUUGUGAACCUCUUCCCGGAGGUGAAGUCCACCAUCCAGGACGUGCUGCGCUGUGACAGCCAGCUGAAGAACGCUGACGUGGAGCUGCAGCAGCGGGCCGUGGAGUACCUGCGACUCAGCACCAUUGCCAGCACCGACAUCCUGGCCACGGUGCUGGAGGAGAUGCCCCCGUUCCCAGAGCGCGAGUCCUCCAUCCUGGCCAAGCUCAAGAGGAAGAAGGGCCCGAGCACCAUGGCAGACCUGGAGGGGAGCAGGCGGGAGAGGGGCACCGACCUCAACGGGGGCACUGAGCCUGCCCCUGCCAGCACCACGUCCACGCCGUCUCCGUCGGCCGACCUCCUGGGGCUCGGGCCUGCACCCCCUACCCCCGCAGGCCCCCCACCCUCGGGCGGCAGUGGUGGGCUGCUCGUGGACGUGUUCUCUGACUCGGUGUCUGCAGUCGCAUCUCUGGCUCCCGGCUCUGAAGACAACUUCGCCAGCCCUGACCUGGCUUCAGCUGAGCUAGUUUCUGAGGAACCAGCUGAGACUGUGCACGAUGCUGAUGAACUUGUCCACACGUUUGUCUGUAAAAAUAAUGGUGUAUUGUUUGAAAACCAGCUGCUUCAAAUUGGACUUAAAUCUGAAUUUCGGCAGAAUUUAGGUCGGAUGUUCAUCUUCUAUGGCAACAAGACCUCCACGCAGUUCCUGAGCUUCACGCCGACGCUGCUCUGCUCUGACGGCCUGAGGGCAAACCUGCACCUGCAGACCAAGCCAGUGGACCCCACGGUGGAUGGGGGCGCCCAGGUGCAGCAGGUGGUCAACAUCGAGUGCCUCUCCGACUUCACGGAUGCGCCGGUCCUCAGCAUUCAGUUCAGGUACGGCGGCACCUUUCAGAGCGCGUCCGUGAAGCUGCCCGUCACCCUCAACAAGUUCUUCCAGCCCGCGGAGAUGGCGGCUCAGGAUUUCUUCCAGCGCUGGAAGCAGCUGGGCCACCCUCAGCAGGAAGUGCAGAACAUCUUCAGAGCCAAACACCCAAUGGAUGCAGAGGUCACCAAGGCGAAGAUUAUUGGAUUUGGUUCUGCACUCCUUGAGGAAGUCGAUCCUAAUCCCGCCAAUUUUGUGGGAGCUGGAAUCAUCCAUACCAAAACCACCCAGAUCGGAUGCUUGCUGCGCCUGGAGCCUAAUCUCCAAGCCCAGAUGUACCGACUCACGCUGCGCACGAGCAAAGAAACCGUCUCUCAGCGACUGUGCGAGCUCCUCUCAGAACAGUUUUAAUCCGCAAGGACGGAAGACGUGGCCCACGUGUUUGUGCAUUUGUCUUCAUUUCUACCAUUUGUCUUUGUUUCCAUACCGCAAAUAAAUACCCCUUAUCUGACGGUCUCAGUGCAAGCACGAGGCAUCUCCCAGCCCUGCUUCUCCAGACCCUGUCCCUCUUGGGUCACAGGUAGAAAUAACAGGUGGAUGGUUUAUGAAAAGGCAAAACCUGGGCUGUAGAGGGCCGGCUCUGUCAGGAGGGGCCAGUUUCAGUAGGAAUCAAGGCAGUUCUUUGGUUAAAUCUACAAAUUAAAGGGAAAGUACAUGUUUGGAUGACAAUGGGAAUUUCAUUGACAUUUUACUGGAACGUUCUGCUCUGUUACUGUAAGCAGCAGGCCCCAAUUCUUGAGAAGAAUCCCUCUUUGGUUUCCAGGGACCUUAAGGCUCAGUGAGGCCUCUGGCUACUCAGUGGGUGACACCAGUUGCCAGGAGCGGCCUGGCCGAGGGCCCUGCGGUGGAGGGAGCAGCUGUCUGCCUGGAUUUUGUCUCUGCUUUCAGUUGGGCAACUUCUCUAGGGCAGGUUUUAAAUCUAGAAAUUGGGAACAUUUGUAUUUUUAGUAACUGUCCACAAAAACACGUGUCCUGGUUUGAUUUAUUUCUGUUUUCCUCUUCCCAACACACAUUCUUAAAGGGUGUGUUGACAUCACCCUCUUACUGUCUGUCUGAGACCUUACAUCCGCUGUCCGGCUCUCUGGUGUGUUGCCCCAGACCAGGUGCACUGUCUCCGUAGCGUCUUCUGAGGGUUUGUUCCCGUUUGUGACUGGGGGGUUAAAUGUGGGGUAGCUGAGCAGGGGCCAGAGCUGACCUUCUUCUGCCCCUGGCUGGUGGCCUCCGCCUGGAAGGUGGGCUGGCACACUGCGGACCCCCCUGAGUCCAGGCUCGUUGCCCGGCAGGCAGGCAGGGCGGAGGCAUAAGCGUUGCAGCUCAUGAGGGCCCGUGUGCCAUGUGUCACUGGGCGGUAGCUCAGCUUCCGCACAUGUUGUCCUGCGCCUGCCACCCCAGUGACGAGGGAGGAGCAGAACCAAGAGGCCUCGGGGUACUAGGCCCAGCGGCCCCAGUUCUGUUACCAAGAUGAUGCUCUGGAAUUGCGUCCUGGCGGAAGGAGCAGGUGGGGCAGGUAUAUCCUCAGCAGACGCAUCUGUUGUCAGCGCUCGGGAGCCCUCGGGCUGCCCCUGGCCUCUGUCUCCCAGCACACUCCUCCCUGCUGCCUGCCAGGCAGCUUGUGGGGCUCCCAGGAGGGGCUACAGCAGGGCGCCUGCAGGCAGUGGGUUCUAGCCCAGGGGCCUAGGGAUAUGGGGCGCUCACGGCUGUGGUGCAGCCACACCCUGCAGGAGCCCUGGGACAGCGUGAGCCCCCAGCUUUGAGGCCUCCCACGGUGUGCGCGUAGCCACCCGAGGUGAUGCCCGUCCUGCGUCGGGCCAGGGGAGAUGGCAGAGCAGGUGGCCUCGGUGUGCGCAUCCCAGCGGCCGUCCCUCUGUGUGAACCGAGCCCCCUCCACGAGAACAGGACUGAGUGCCACGUUAAAGGCAGCUUUUCCCUCUGUAGGGUGACAUCCUUGGCAUUGAAAAUACACUAAAUCAUUGGUGGAGUGUGUUACCUUUUAAAGAAAAAUAAAUGGCUAGAAUGGUGA